Molecule: messenger RNA, 4449 nt
Organism: Monopterus albus (swamp eel)
Lineage: Eukaryota; Metazoa; Chordata; Actinopteri; Synbranchiformes; Synbranchidae
Gene: rasl10a
Product: RAS-like, family 10, member A
Exons: 3
Coding region: 2068-2679 (203 amino acids)
Molecular function (GO): GTP binding; GTPase activity
Source: RefSeq, a predicted model, not a curated record
AGAUUUACAAAAGUGUAUCUAGGAACAAAGACAAAAUUUUGAAAAUACUCAAGGUCAGCAUAAAAAAGCCCUAAUCUUUUUUUAUUUACUCUUUUGUUCAGUUAUAUGUACAGCUUAUUUUUUAAAUUAUUUUUCACACUGCAAAGAAUAGAUUUUACAAUAACACACUUUGAGCCAUCAUAUUUAGCAUUCACCAGCAGUUCAUGAGCAUUUAAAAAUGGUUUAACACUUGUGCCUGAAAACGUUAAUGUAUUGGGCAGCUAUAAUUGUAAAUGACUGUAUAGUGUCAGUACAUAUAGACUUUAUAGAGGUUUAAACUGUUAAUGAAUAAUUGAAUAAAAGUUUAAAUUGUAAAUGAAUAAUCCAUAUUUACUGCAUAACUGCAUUAUAACAGAACACAAAGGAUGGUUUGAACUAAUCCUCUGUGCUGCUUUUUUCCCCUCACACAGUCCAUUCAGCCUAAAAAGCCAAACAGCUGAAUACUACCUGCCUUCAGGUUUGCUUUGUGCCAGUUAUUUUGUGAUAACACGGGUGAACACGGGAAGAGGACAGGGGCCUCAAAACUGGGUAAUAAUCUAAAGGCCCUUCUCCUAAGUCAGUUUAGAUUUACUUUUAAUGGUGUAAAUCACUAAAUAACUUCAAAAAACAACCACAAAGUAGCAGCCACGUAUUGACCCGUGGGUUUUGGGGUCCCAGGUUGUUUCCCCCUGAGAUCCAGCCUUGAUAAACACUGUCCAUAACCUGGACUCCUCGGUGUUUCUAUUUAACCUGUUCGCUUCUAGCUAAUAUAUAAGCAUUGCUAAAUGACGUAUUAACCACUGAGGAAGCUUGAAAGUUACAAUCCUUAAACGGGGCCUUAUUCGAAAGUGGCAUAGGAUUUGAAAACCACUGGCCUGUUUCCGAGGUUACAAGCUGAUCUCCAGUUAUUCUGAGUGACCAUAAAAUGUGUAAUGUUUCUUCCUCAGUCUUGUCACUUCAGCGAGCGGUGGAUAUUGUGUGCCGUUGCCACCCAGCAGUGAUUGAUAGUCACAUCGUCCUAACCCUCGGCCCAGAGGACGCUCUCCAAUAAUAAGUCGUGUCCCUCAGAGAUAUGAUGUUCAGCCUUGCGCCGCCUCUCAGUGACCCACACACUGAUGAUAUAUAGCGUGUGGCCUAUUCCUUUGCCGUUUAUUUGUGGCGUAUGGGAGCGCAAAGCCCUCACACGCCUUGCGUACGACGUGAUCCUAUUGGAUUGAACAGUGCAGAGGAUAGGUCUACUGCAAGUGAUAGAGAGAGAGAGACAGUCUUCACCAGCUCGUGCCUCUCCAACUGCAGACACACUCGUUGAUAAGCUCUAGAAGCCUUUAGAGAAAACGCAUAACUGUAGGCUGUGUGGUUUGGGUCUGCUCCCUUAAAUAGAUGUAAAGUAAUUUUUCUGCCAUCGAAAAGAACGCAAGAUCAUGGGGUUGUAUCAAAUUUCAGACCACGUGGAAAGCUUAUUUGCCAGGCUGGCUGCUGCGCGCCCGUCCUCCCUGUGAUGGAGGAGCACGGUGGUGGUGCAUCAGUGGAAAUGUGUGUGAGGCGCAGAGGAGAUCAUCAGUGAAGACAUCGAGGGCUCCUGUGCGUUUGGGCAAGGUCAGAGUCUAGCCUGGAUGAGAUUAUGUCCAUGUGGAAACACCAAGGACGGACUUUUUCGCUUCCUUUUGGGGACGAGGUUGCCUGGAGCUGUCCCCGGAAAACCAAGAGUUUCUCUCUGUGUUGGAUUGCAGAGGCAGCGUGAUCAUGGUUGAGCUUUAUUUUUGACAAUCUCCAAAACUGCGUGGCUUCCCUCUUUUCACCCUCAGCCUCGAGAUAAAGUUUCUUCGCUCUGCUCGAUGGGCAGAUGAAUUCAUCGGUCACUGGUUCGUUAAUCGCACGCAGCUGAACCCAGUUAAGGUGGUUUAGAGGCUGCUGGUUAAAAGGGGCAGCGGGGGGUUUAAAAUUCCAUCGGGGCAGCAACAGUACAGCGGCGGCCAGCUGUGUUUUCUGGACGAUCACAUCUGUCGUUGUUGACGUCGCUGUCCAUGGUGCUGAACUCGUGCUCCAGGAAUGGUGGAGACGCUGAGUAUCGCAGUCAUCGGUGCUCCCGGAGUGGGGAAAACUUCUAUAAUCCGCCAGUUCAUCUAUAACGAUUUCUCGGAGGUGUACACGCCCACCAGAACCAGAUAUGUGUACAGACCCUCCGUCAUACUGAACGGGAACAUGUAUGAGCUGAAGAUUUUGGACGUCCCGCCAAUCUCCUCCUUUCCUUCAAGCUCCAGCCAGGAGUGGCUGGAUUUGCGCUGCAGAGGUGUUCGCAAUGCCAACGCCUACAUCUUGGUGUAUGACAUCUGCUGUGUGGAGAGCUUUGAAUAUGUCAAAAUGAUCAGACAGCAGAUAGUAGAGCACAGGGAAGGCAGCAGCAGUGAGGUGCCAAUCCUGGUGGUAGGCAACAAGAGAGAUCUGCAGCGGCAACGCUUCAUGCCUCGCAGGGCAGUGUCAGUGCUGGUGAAGAAGACCUGGAAGUGCGGUUAUGUGGAGUGCUCCGCCAAGUUUAACUGGCACGUAGUCCUGCUCUUCAAAGAACUGCUGGGCAUUGCCGUGGCGCGGGGCAUGCGCCAGAACCACACCUCCAUCCGUCUGCAGGGGGCGCUACAGAGGAAUCGCUGCACCAUCAUGUGACCCUGAGAGCAGCCUCCACCCCUCUCACCUCAGGAGUGAAGUGGCAGUAAAGAAAAGGACUGUUUAUCUAAAUGGCUGAAAAACUACCCUGUGGCCUCCUGCUUUACUGAGCUGAUUUUUCUUAAUGAGGUUUAUUAGACUCUUGCGCUGUAAAAGACAAAUAUUUCAUACAUGGUUAUCCAGCCACUUCCUGGUCAAAUUCUGUCAAAGAUGCAAGGAAGGAGGUAGAAGAGGAUGCAGGUGAAAACCAAUAGGAUUACCAUAGCACAGUUAUUUUUCUCACUUCAACUAGACAGUUUGAAGAAGACAAAUUACAGAGCAGUAGGUCCUGGUCUGUCGUGUGUCUGUAGCUGAAUCUGAUAGCAUGGAAACUGUUUAUGAGACUCAAAACAGAGAGGCAGCAAUAUCAGUGAGUCUUCCUUUUGAAUAUGUCAUAUUCAGUAAGGUCAAAAAUGGAUGCUGACACUGGAAAUACUGAGAUUUAUUUGAGCUUAUGGGAGCAGUGGUCAAGUUAGAAUAACAAAGAGCAAAAAAAUAUUCAUUUCUGAGGUGAAAAUCUGGAAGUGUACAAAAAUAGUAGGCGGUGUUAAUUUUAGAUUCUGAAAAGCUGGCUGCAUUUUUUUUCUAUCCCCAUCCCUGUUACAAAUUCGGACUGUGGUAAGAGCUGUGUUCAGAAGAAGGGUGUUUUAAGGUUGUCUUGCAGCAGAAAAUACUGCAGUUCCUUCUGAUGAUGUACUACUGUUGGACCUUAAUCUGCUCCCUCUCCUGGGGACCUGCAAGAGCCUGCAGAGUCUAAAAUGAGAACCUGUAUGCAGCGUGGAUGGUGUGUGUGUGUGUGUGUGUGUGUGUGUGCGUGUGUGUGUGAGAGAGAGAGAGAGAGAGAUGGAGAGGGAGACAGAGAGAGACAGGUUUGGUAGCUGACAUUCAGGCAAGCAAAGGACAGACACAACAAGAUAAGAGACAGAUGUUGAAGUUUUGGAUUAUAAAGACAGCAAUAAAAUCCCAUGGGAAUGUACCACUAUAUUUUAUUAAAAUGCCUCAUAUACAAUACAUGUCCUGCAAAUAAGGAAGCACAGCUCAAUGACUUCCACAAAACACCGCAUGAGUGCAUCAAGACACAGAAGGAACCUUAAUAAAGCUUUCACAUUUGUAUCUGAAUUGUAUCUAAUUGGUUAUGUUGUGAGAGUAACAGUUUCAUUUUCAUUUGAAUAGGCCUGGAUUGGUACUUUGUGAAUAUGGCUGCACUGAAAGUGGGCAGACCUUUUGUAUAUAAGAGUGAUUCAUAAAGUAAUUGACUUGCAUGCUUUUGUUGGUAAAGCCAACAGGUCAGGGUUUAAUUGCACUGAUGUGAAAAUGUGAUAUUGUGUUUAAUUUUUGUAAAACAUGGUUUUCUGACACAAAUGAGCAGCUGAGUGGAGUGAAUGUGGUUGUUUUUCACUGGCAUGUGAGGGCGUAAGCUCACAAUUCUUUCCAAGAUGUAGUGUUUAUCCUAUAAUCAGGGCAGAUGGCUGUGUUAGGUUUUGUUUAUUAGUUUUUCUAGUAAAGAAAAAAAGAGAAAUAUGUAGCAGAGAUACACUAGAAAGCAACUGAGUGUAGCAUGAGUUCUCAUACGUUUGCCUAUGUGUUUCCAAAUAAAAAGGGCUACAGUUUUUUAUCAGAAACAUUACUUGUAUUUAUUUUUCAUGUGGUAGUACUGUGAGUAAUUUUUUCUGACUCAUAAUUGAACUAUUAAAUGCAUUUGAGAGCACCAGCUUCACUUUGUCACUCAUA